This is a messenger RNA of Aplysia californica (California sea hare), 1978 nucleotides long. RefSeq lists its product as uncharacterized. The record is from RefSeq and is a predicted model, not a curated record. NCBI's taxonomy places the organism in Eukaryota, Metazoa, Mollusca, Gastropoda, Aplysiida, Aplysiidae. The transcript has 3 exons. Bases 17 to 1978 code for a protein of 653 amino acids. Gene Ontology annotation, molecular function: monocarboxylic acid transmembrane transporter activity. Gene Ontology annotation, biological process: monocarboxylic acid transport; transmembrane transport.
ACAAACUGGCCGCACUAUGACGUCAGAAGGCGAGAACGACGGAGGAGACGACAGGCCGGCUGAUCUGGAUCACGUGACCACCACAGAGCUGGGACACGUGACGUCACAAACCAACGGAGCGGCGCCUCAUCAUGACGUGAAAUCAGCAGAGCUGGACGACAUGAUGACAGAGGCUGAGUGCGUGACGCCAGAGACGGCCGUGGUGACGUCAGAGGCCGACUGCGAGACGCCAGAGACGGCCGUGGUGACAUCGGACGCCCGCUCCGGGUGGGUGAUCGUGGCCAUCAGCUUUUUCCUCCACAUGCUGACUGUGGGCACGCUGUUCUCCCUGGGAGUCCUCUACGUCUCCUGGCUGCAGGAGUUUGGCGAGAGCAAGGGGCUCACCUCCUGGGUUGUCUCCCUGGGAAUGUUGCUGCUCAGCAGCACUGGUGUCGGAUUCGGCUUUAUCUACCUGCCGGCAGUGACAAUGGUGGCCGAGUACUUCAGUAAACGCCGCGCUGUGGCUUACGGUAUCGCCACAGCCGGAGUCGGUAUCGGAGGCUUUGUACUCUCUCCGUUCAUCAACUGGCUGGAGUUUGAGUACGGGUGGCGAGGCACGGUACUCAUCAUGGGCGGGAUCCUGCUCAACUUCAGCGUCUGUGGGAUGCUCAUCCGACUGAUACCGCCGCCAAAAAUAGCAAAGGCGAUAAGUAUUGACGUCAUCAUCAAUGAAAACGAGAUGUCCGAAGAGGAAAGACAAGCGCUUGUAGGGGAUGAUGCUGUCGAGAAGCAGAGUGAUACAUCUUGUGUGAAAUACAGCGAUACUGUGAAGACUGCGGAUUAUCAAGAUGGUGGUGAUGGAGGUGAUAAAGAAAGUUCCUCCAUCAAAGACCUUACAGCGUCGCGAGAACAUUGCCCGGUGAUCAUUAAGGUCGUAGAUACGACAUGCGGCGCAGAAAACUCACCCGAGUACAGUUCACCCUCUCCCUACCCCGAGAAGCGACAGCAGGGACAUAAUAACGCGCUGCUUUCAAGACUACUUAAGUCAUUCCCUGAACACAGAGACGGAGCCCCGCUAGGUGGCAGCAUGCGGCAUAUUCCCGCCAAAUCCAGCAUGUCUCAGGACACUGCGCGCCAAUUCUCCAGUCAGGCAGAGCUGGGGAAAACCCCCAAUCACGCGAACAAACCCCGCCUGGGCGUUCCCCGAUCCGCCAGUUCAGGGAUCCCCAAAAUAUUCAGGGACGCGGACUGGCUAUUGGCUGGUAGCGUCCACAGCUUGUACCUCAUCGGCAAAGACGAGAAGCGGCGAGCCGACUUGGAAGAGGAGAGAACCCGCUUGAUACCAGCAGAAGAGAGCCACCCUCUCGUGGAGGGGGGCGACGACCCUGAAGCAGCAGACAACAAACUCGCUUGCUCUAAGGGAAGCCUGAAAAUGUCGCAGGAUUCCCUGAAAAUCGGCUGGCGUGGACGCUUUAUGAUUAUACUUCGUGGGUGGAUUAAGUUCUUCUCUCUACUCCGAGACCCUACGUUCCAAUUCUUAGCUCUAAGCAACGGUCUAACCAGUCUGUCUUUCUUCAUGCCCGUCCUCUACAUGGUAGACCGCGCGGUGUAUCACGGUAUAGACAAAACCUCGGCCGCCAUGCUUCUCUCCAUCAACGGAGUGGGGAAUGUGUUUGGCCGGUUCAUCAUCGCGGCGUUGGCCGACGUGCCGUGGAUAGACUGUGUGGUUCUUGACGCCGUAAACCUUUCCCUGUGUGGGACGGGUACCUGUCUGAGCGCCUUUUGUGGAUCCAGCUACGCGCUGCACGCCGUCUACGCCGCCUUCUUUGGCUUCACAAUGGGAGGCUACGUGUCCCUAGCCCCAGUGGUGACAGUAGAGCUGAUGGGCGUGGCCAGGGUGGGCCAGGCCUACGGAAUCCUGCUCAUCUUCAUUGGUCUAGCCGGAGGACUGGGCCCGCCCCUUGCAGGUGAGCCAAUGAUGAGUGGUGUGUGUGCCUAA